GAAGAGCUUCUUAGAUUGGCAGAGCUAUGAUUACCAGUAAGGUGCUGUUCUUAGAAAAUGGGGAUAAUGAUCCUUUUUAUAAAGAAUAAAACAAUAAAACAGUUAUUAAUUUGCAUGAAAAUUUUUUAAAAAUUAACUUUCUAGAUCUUGAAUAUACAUGACAACUGCUAGCCAGAAAGGCUUUGUCUUUGAAAGAAGGAAAAAGAGAUCCCAACCUAGUGACAUAUUCCUGUGAUCCCAGUUACUCAGAAAGUGAAGCAAGAGGAUUACAAUUCAAUGUCUGACUGGUCAGUCUAGUAACUGCAGCCUGGUGGGUUGCAGAUCAAAGUGGAGCAAGAGAAAGGUGUAGUAGAUGAAUACUUAAUAUUUUGAGGUAUUUGUUGCCAUCGUUAUCUUUAUAAUCAUGACUAAUUAGAAAUCACCUUAUCUGUCUUAAUUAUUGCUAUGUAGAGGUACCAUGACCACAGCAACUCUCAUAAAGAAAAACAUUUAUUUAGAACUGGCUUACAGUUCAGAGAUUUAGUACAUUAUUAUCAUGUUGGAUAGCAUGGUAUCAUGGAGGCAGACAUGGUGUUGGAGAGUAAGUAAGAGUUCUGCAUCUUGAUAGGUAGGCAGCAGGAAGAGAAAGUGACACUGGGCCUGGCUUGAGCAUUUGAAACCUCAAAGUCCACCCCAGUGACACACUUUUUCCAAGAAAGCCACACACACACAGCCUAACAAAUUCACACCUUCUAAUAUGCCAUUCCCUGGUGACCAAGCAUUCAAAUCUAUGAGUCUGUGGGAUCCAUUCUUAUUCAAUCACUACAAUAUCCAACAGAAAAAGGUUAGGGACUAGAGAAAUGGCUCUGUGGUUAAGCUCACUGACUGUUCUUCAGAGGAUCUGGUUUGAAUCUUAAUACCCUCACAUAAUGACUCACAACUGUCUCCAACUUCAGUUCCAGGGAAUCUCAUACCCUCUUCUGGCCUCCAAGGGCACCAGGCACAUAGGUGUACAGAGACAUACAUGCAAGCCAAAAAAAAAUCAUGCACAUUAAGUAAAUAUUUUUUUCAAAAUAAAGAAAAAUACUAGAUAAUUAUGCUACUUCUUAAGUAUACUGCUGUCCAUCACAUAUUUAAAAGCCUGUGGGAAUAUGAAGUGAAAAAACAAGCUACCACUUUGCUGACUACAUCUCAGUUUUUAUAAAAAUAUUGGUAUAUGUGGGUGAUGCCUUGGGGUGAAACUACAGGUAGUACCCUAAAAUACUUUGGCACCAGUCAUGGUGGCUCAUACAUAUAAUUCAAGCUCCUGGAAAGCUCAGGCAAGAAGAUUGUAGUGAGUUCAAGACCAACCCAAGUUACAUAGUUUCAGGCCAACCCAGGCUGUAGUGGGGCGCUUUAUCAAAAAAAAAAAAAAAAAGUGAUUUCUGGAAUUUGUAUAUUCACCAUAUGUGUUCCUGGGUUCUCUGGGAGGCCAGAAGAGCUAAUUGGAUCCCCUAGAACUUGAGUUACAGAGGGUUGUUGGAUACCAUAUGGGUAUUGAAAACCAAACUUGGGUCUCUGGGAAGAGCAACCAGUUAAGAGCAGCUCUUAAUUGCUAAGCUACCUCCAUUCCUAAUUUCUGAGUUUUUACAGUAACCAACUGAUAAAUUUAUAAAGGAUCAAAACUAGUGGGUGUACUUUAAACAACAACAAUAACAAAAAAUGCUCAAAGAGAGUUGAAACGAUGAGAUUCUUCUAGAUCAACUUUAAAAAAAAUUAUUUCUCAUGGUGUUUUGUUUUGUUUUGUUUUGUUUUGUUUUAUCGCUCAUCCAGCAGAACUAAGAUUGAGAGAGAAAUCUGUUCUCGCUUAACUGUCAUUAGUCAAUGAUGGUGUCCUGGAUUCCAGCAUAGUUGUGUGUGUGCAUGUCUGCCUGCAUUCACAUAUGCAUGCAUGUAUGUAUACCAUGUGCAUGCAUUUAUCUGAGGGCAUCAGACCCCUGGAGUUGCAGGCAGUUGUAACUAUCUGAAGUGAUAAGAACCAAACCCCAGUCGUGUGCAAAAGUAGGAAACACACCUAACUUCUGAGCCAUCUCUUCAGCCCCUCAUACUUGUUUGAGAGAAUGUGUUUCAGUGUAUCCCAAGUUGGCCUCCAACUCAAGAUGCUUGUGCCUCAGCUUUUCCAGUGCUGGGAUUACAGCUCGAGCCAAUCCAAGAUACAGGGUUCCAUGUCAUUUGCUGAAGGAAAUGGAUGCAGCCAACAUUCAACUGCAAAUGAGAAGGGCAGAAUGUGACUCUGCAAACAAUAAUUUUGAAUUGCAUCUCCAUCUGGGUCCUCACUACCGUUUCUUCAAUGGAGCUCUUCAUCCUGCAAUCUCUCAGACAGAAAGUAUGUGGGAUUUAACCUUUGAUAAAAGAAAAACUUUAGGAGAUCUCCGUCAGUCAAUAUUUCAGCUAUUGGAAUUUUGGGAAGGAGACAUGGUUCUUAGUGUUGCGAAGCGUGUGCCAGCAGGACUUCACGUGUACCAUACCCUUGAUGGAGAUGAACUGACACUGGGUGAAGCUGAAAUUACUGACGGGGAAGAUAUCUUUGUAUGGAAUGGAGUAGAGGUUGGUGGAGUCCAGAUUCAGACUGGUUCCGAUUGUGAGCCUCUGCUGCUACACAUUCUUCAUCUAGAAAUGAGUGGUGAAGGCUCAAAGUGUGAGCAGCUGGUGGAGUCACCACAUGUCUUUCCAGCUAAUGCAGAAGUGGGCAGUGUGUUCACAGCCUUGGCCGUCCCAGCAGGCGUCAUCCUCACAAACAGUGUGGAGUCUGCGGAUGGAGAGUGCUGGACGGCUAUUCCCAAGGAAGACAUGAAGAAGACAUUCAGAGAGCAGGGUCUCAGAAAUGGAAGCUUAAUUUUGGUUCAGGAUUCAGACACUGAUGAUAACAGUUCGUUGCCCAGACAAGGGAGAUGGACCUCCGGUGUGGAUGAGCUCAACUGGCUCCAAGUGAGAAACUUCUGCCAGUUAGACUCUGAAGAGGAGCAGGUUCAGAUACCCGUGACCACACACACAGUGGUGUUUGACAUUCGAAUUAAAGCCAUUAAGGAAUUAAAAUUAAUGAAAGAACUAGCUGAGAACAGCUGUUUGAGACCCAUUGAUAGAAACGGGAAGCUUCUUUGUCCAGUACCAGAUGCUUGUACUUUGGAAGAAGCAGAGGUGAAAAUGGGGAGUUCCUUAGGACUGUGUCUGGGAAAAGCACCGACUUCCUCUCAGCUGUUCCUGUUUUUUGCUCUGGGGACUGACAUUCAUCCUGGGGCAGAGAUGGAAAUCAUAGUAGAAGAAACACUCUCAGUGAAAGAUUGUUUAAAGAUAAUGCUGGAGAAGUCAGGUCAGCAAGGAGAGAUGUGGCACUUGCGGAAAAUGGAUUGGUGCUAUGAAGCUGGGGAGCCUUUAUGUGAAGAGGAUGCAACAUUGAAGGAGCUCAUGAUAUGUUCUGGGGAUACUUUACUUCUAACUGAAGGAAAACUUCCUCCUCCGGGUUUCUUGAAGGUACCCAUCUGGUGGUACCAGCCUGCAAGGCUGUCGGGACACUGCGAGAGUUGGGACCACGCCAACUGUGCCUCUUCUCAAGAUAGCAGCUGGGGAGCUACUCCCACCCAAGGUGCUCCUGUCCCCGAGCCUGCCGACGUUCCCCUCCUCUACUUGGGCGAUGUGAAGAUCUCAGAAGAGGCCACAUUGCUGGAACUGAAGUCAAAGGCCAUGGCCUUGCCCUCUGUCUCAAAGCUUGCAGUCCAGUCCACAGCCCUGCUUAGGGUCUGGACAGUGGAGAACAAGCGCCUCAGCAGGCUCUUGCGCACUGGCUGGCGGCAGCUCAAGGAGUACAGACUGGGCCGGAGAGCAGAACUCUGCUUAGAGCUUCUUCAAAAAGAGGAAGACUUGGGCCCUCAGGAUGUGCUGCUGAGGACACAGCUACACAUUCCCGGUGAGAGGGCCUACACCCGGCCAGUGGACCUGGUAUGGGACACCACCCGAGGAUGGACUGCUGGCUCCUUGAGGCAGAGAGUGGCUGAUUUUUAUUCUCUUCCUGUGGAGAAGAUUGAAAUUGCCAAAUAUUUUCCUGAAAAGUUUGAGUGGCUUCCAAUAUCUAGCUGGAAUCAGCAAGUUGCCAAAAGGAAAAAGAAGAAAAACCAAGAUACUUUGCAAGGGGGACCAUAUUACUUGAAAGAUGGAGACAUUAUUGGCGUUAAGAAUCUCCUGUUUGAUGAUGAUGAUGACUUCAGCACAAUCAGAGAUGACAUUGGGAAGGAAAACCAGAAGCAGCUGGCUUUGGGGAAAAAGAAAAGCCGGGAAGUCCUACGUGCACAGAGCAGUGAUGUGUUCUCCAGUGCAGAGAUGGACACUCGGCCCCGGGGACCAGAAGCUUCUCUGUCCAUCCAUGUUGCGAGCUUCAGAUAGCCCUGCAGCCGUAUGUACUGUACUCCAGAUAGAACCACUCUAUCAGUUCCAUGACUGCUGCCUUGUGGGUUUAUGGUGGACAAGCUGGUUGGCUCCAUAGCCAAUGAUAGCAUGUCUUCAGCUUUGCAACAGGCAAAGGGAUGACAUUUCUCAGACCAAGCAAGAGUACCUGAUCACCAUUUCUGUGACACAGCAGCUGCAGAGCUGGCCCAGACCCAGACACUGGGCCAGUCAGUAUGGCAUCCCAAACCUGACCCCAGUAGCCUCUUUCCAAAAAAUGUACUCCUGGACAAUGGCAAGUUGCUCAAAGAGGACAAAUCUGAUAGGUAAGACACAUGGUCAGUUACACUGUAGUGACCAGUAAGUCAUCUAAAGCUGAAGCUGCAAAGAAAGGGCAUGUGUGUCCUGAAUUCAUUCUUGGUUCCAGCCUUCAUCAUAGCAAGUGCCUCUUCUUGGGCCAAGUUCAAAGCAGGACUCUACGACAGCUGUGCAGAAGAGCCAAGUAUGGCGCCAAUGGCUCAGGCUGACGUUCCCUUGGUGUGAUGUUUACCACCUAUAGCCUGGCAAGAGGCAGGGCAUUACAGAAGCCUAGCACAACAAAUCUAGGUUCCCAGUUGUCCUGAGCAAGCUGAAGCCUCUUCCUUAAAAGUCAGUGCAGGUAAACAGCUCAUCUAAGAGAUCUGGUAUUCAUGUACUGUAACUAAUACACCAUCAGAGCAGUAUCUGUUACUGAACUGGCAGGUUUGGGACCCUGGGCUGACUUAGUCUACGUCAGCACUCCUGAGAGGAGUUGUCACGGUCUCAGCUUCUCAUCAGCUCCUACAUGUCUUCAUGUAAGAGAACUAAGGUAGGAAGAGACAGGGUUGAAAAAGUAACUCUGGCCUGGACUUCAGCUGUCCCUUGCUGGCUAGUUUUUCACAUUCUGGUAUAGCCAUGUUGGCUUCUCUGUGGUGCUGACACUCAGCAGGUAACCUGUUCUCCCUUCAUCUUCCCGACACCAUUUGCCAGAGUCAGUGUCGUUUUAGGUGACCGUUUCUGUUGAAGCACUUGUAUCAUAAGAUGUUGGACUGGGCCUAGUGACCAUGUCUUUGUAGCUACACACCAAGGGGUUCCAGGAGACCCAAAUAGUAAACAUUACUUGACUAUACCUGAGCCCUCUGGGUAAUGGCUACUGUUGCUUGUACUGUAACUGACAUAGCUCCUUAGUUUGUCCUUUCAACCCAGCUUCUGGCACAGUACUUAUGUACAGGCUGAGACGCUUUGCUUAUGUCUUGAGCCAGAGGCUCCCUGACUCUAAGUACCUGGAGGAGCCAGAAGACAUGUCUCGAGUGCUGGCUGCAGCCCAAGCCUGUUGACAGGCCUUUCUAUUUGGUUGGUUUUUGUUUGUUUUCCUUUUAAUUGGAAGAUUGAAUAGGCUAAACGGGGGGAAAACACUAAGACUUUAUUAAAGAAAAAUAAACCAUUUUUAAAGUUGCA
This is a messenger RNA of Arvicola amphibius (Eurasian water vole), 5871 nucleotides long. It is a transcript of the gene Usp40, whose product is annotated as ubiquitin specific peptidase 40. The transcript has 22 exons. The record is from RefSeq and is a predicted model, not a curated record. Bases 2203 to 4395 code for a protein of 730 amino acids. NCBI's taxonomy places the organism in Eukaryota, Metazoa, Chordata, Mammalia, Rodentia, Cricetidae. Gene Ontology annotation, biological process: protein deubiquitination. Gene Ontology annotation, cellular component: nucleus; cytosol. Gene Ontology annotation, molecular function: cysteine-type deubiquitinase activity; cysteine-type endopeptidase activity.